AUGGCACCCACAGACUUUCCCAGUCCUGUGUUGGAUCUGGAAUUAUCAAAAGAGCAGGAACGCGAAGUGAAGUUGACCUGGACGCCGGGAGAAGAUAACAACAGUCCUAUCUUGAAAUAUUACGUGCUGUUUGAGGAAAGUAUCUCUGAUCCAGGGCGGUGGCAUGUCCUGACCCACGUGCCCGGAAACCAGCCGUGGGCCAAGCUCAACCUCUCGCCGUACGGGAGAUACCGCUUCUCCGUGCAGGCGGCCAACUCCUUCGGGCGUGGCAACCAAAGCGAAAGCACGGAUCUUUACGAGACAAGCCCAGCAGCCCCUGACGUGAAUCCAUCUGAAGUAAAAGGAGAGGGAAAUGAGACUGACAACAUGAUCAUCACCUGGAAGCCUUUGCCUCCCAUGGACUGGAAUGCACCGGCGGUCACCUACAACGUGCAGUGGCGCCCUGUGGAUGAGCUGCGCUGGGACCAAGUUGAAAUUGCAGGCCCCCCAGUGGUGGUGACAGACACACCAACCUUCUCCCCCUACUGGAUCAGGGUGCGGGCCCGCAAUCUGUUUGGCCACGGACCCGAACCGGACCUCAUCAAGGGCUACUCAGGGGAAAAGGUGCCUGAGGCCACCCCAGAAAAUGUGGGAAUGGAAAUCAUCAAUACCACAACCAUCAACCUCUCCUGGAGUUUGCUUAAUGUUGAGAAAAUUUGGGGCCACCUCAAGGGGUUCAAGGCUUAUUACACCUGGCUAAAACCCAAGGGAGAGCAUACCUGUCCACAGCCACCUCCUCACCGCCACCAGGAACAACAGGGUCAUCUGAUUGAAGGGAAUGUGUCUCAGAUUCUAUUGGGGGUUUUCAUGCCGUGGACCCGGUACCAGAUUGAGAUGACUGUGCUUAAUGGGAAAGGUGAAGGGCCCUCCAGUGAAGCCAUGGAAUUUACCAUGCCGGAGGGAGUACCCAGCCCCCCGGAGAUUAUAAACAUGGAACUUCUCUCGAAUAUGACAGUCCAUUUGCAGUGGACGUGCCCCAAAUACCCCAAUGGAAGAAUACUGAAAUAUGGAUUGAAAUACCACCUAGCCAACGAGACGGAUGGGGAUCUCAUCAUAGACAUCCCGGAGAGCCAGCAUUCAUACGCCAUCAACGGCCUGUUGCCCAAUGCUGACUAUAUUUUCUACUUGUGGGCAGCAACAAAGGCAGGGCCCGGGGAGCCCUAUGUCUUUGAGGGGAGCACAGUGCCAGAAUCAGUGAUGCUGUCCUUUCAGAAUAUCACCACUUCUAAAGUGGGAGAGAACUUCACAGUCAUCACGUGGAAUCCGCAUCCAAAGCGACGAGAUAUAGAGUUUUCAGUCCAUAUUAUGGACAAGACCGACGGAGAACCGUGGCGUAACUUAGGGAAGGCCAGCUCCAAUACGGGCUUCUACAUUAUCCCGGACCUGCAGUCGGGCAAACAGUAUCGUAUCCAGUUUGUGAAAGAGCACCGUAAUGGGACCAACGAAACUUUCUGGGAGGAAGAGGUGGAAACGUACGGCAACGUCCACGCGAGUCAGAAGGGCUUUGCUACGGAAGGUUGGUUCAUCGGCUUUGUCAGUGCCGUCGUUCUCCUGACGCUGGUUCUGAUCCUUCUCUGCUUCAUCAAGCGCAGCAAGGGUGGCAAGUACUCGGUUAAAGACAAGGAAGACACGCAGGUGGACUCUGAGGCCAGACCUAUGAAGGAUGAGACUUUUGGGGAAUACAGAUCCUUGGAAAGUUCAUCCAUGCUUAGAAUUAGUGAUAACGAAGAGAAGCCCUUCUCAAGCAGCCAGCCCUCUCUGAACGGUGACAUCAAGGCCCUCGGGAGCGACGACAGUUUGGCGGAUUACGGCGGAAGCGUGGACGUCCAGUUCAACGAGGACGGCUCUUUCAUUGGCCAGUACAGCGGUCAAAAAGGCAAAGAAGGAGGCGGAAAUGACAGCUCGGGCGCUACCAGCCCCACCAACGUGGUUGCUGCCCUGGAGUAAGAGGGGGCGUUUCCCAAAGGAUGCCCCCCCCCCCAAUCCUGGGAGGAAGAAGAUUUCCCUCUGGAUUAUUUGGGGGAGCAACGAGGCAACCCCCCUCACCAAGGGAAACAAAACAAUUUCCUCAUUCGAACAUUAUCUCCCUGAAACGGAAAUGAUAAUUGGGGUGGAUUUACCCCUUUGUUUACUAACUAACCCCUGCCCCGAAAUUGGAGAGGGUUAGAAAAUCAGGGGACUCCCCACAUUAUCCACCCUACCCUGAACAAUCAUUCAUUUCAGCCCUCCCCACCCGAAAGCGAUGUCCUCAGCCAAAUUAUGUAUGUGUGUGGUGAGGAAGGAGGAGCAAACGGUAGGGGCGAGGGGGCGGGGUUAUGUAAAUGAAGGCAGAGGCAUCAAAGGGAGGGGCUCGGGGUUCCAUGUUGCCAAAAGAACUGAUGCUCCCUUCCCAAGGCCUGGAAAUGUUUAUUAUUUGUAAAUGUUGGAGGGGAGGGGGGGUGUUAGUGGGUGUGGCCAAUCCACGUCUUCACUCCAGGCGGGGUAGGGGACCCAGCAGGUGGUAGACUGGUAAGAGCCAGGAGAUGUGGGGCACUUUCCCUGCGUGGGGUGCGUGGAAGAGUCAUGAGCUGCAGUUCCGAAAGAAAUAAGGUUACCUGGGUUGGGAAGUCACUUGAUUAUUCCAUUCACCCGCCUCUUCUCGUGAAUUACACUGAUCGAGAUCUCUGCCAUCUCCAGCUGAGCCUCAACUCCACCCCCUCAGCCUGCCAACCUUUCUGCCUCCUGCCCUCUUUUUAUUGUUUUGCCUCUUUGUUCAAACCAGGCUUCACCUGAGAGGCAGCUUUCUUGGGACAGUGGUUUUCAAACUUUUUUUUUAUACAGUCAGGGAAUCGUUUCCACGUUAUCUUGUCUGCCGAGGAACUCCUGCAUAUCUGCCACGGAACUUGUACGUUUGCAGAGCAUUCUGGGACGUAUUCUAGAACUCAGGUCCUGUAGGGAGUGGGCCGUGCUGGCUUGCUGGGCCUCACAGCUGCCCUGGAGGAAUUGGGCAUGCUCUGGAACCCCCUCGACGGGGUUCCAUUGUAGGGGCAGAUGAGUAACCCGGAACACCAUUUGAAAACCACUGCCAGUACAACGUCCCUUUCUGGUGCUGAAUUUCCCACUUGGGAUUUCCUCCCUGCCAGGGGGAUACUGCGAGCCCUAACACUCCAUCCCUCUUGUCCUUUCGGGGUGCAGCAUUACUUCAUGCCUCUGUAUCAUACAAUGACCAAAAUUUAGGGUUCCUUUCACUGGGCCCAGCCUCCACCAUUUCACAAACACAUUCCUGUUUGCCCCGUUCCUCACCCUCCCCACGGGAAACUCCCCAACCUCAAGAGACUCCUCGCUUCUCGAAUGCAUCUCACGCAGCUGCCUUGCGACACAGUCUGUCUCAGUAGUGGCCUCUCGUUCAGCGAAUCGAACCCCCCCCCUCCCCCGCCCCGGUCUGGUGUAAUAUUUUAUCUCUCUUGCUUGUCGGGAACAAAAUAGAUCCUAGCUUUUUUGCAUUAAAAAAAAGUUUUGGGAAAAAAACAAUUAAAAAAAAUACUGACGUUUUGAGUACCCCUACACGAAAUAACCCCCCCCCCCUUCCUCCCUCGGUCUGUAAAUAUUUCAAACCUUUGUGCUCGAGUUUGUUUUAGAUGUCUUUAGGACUGGUGUUUUGAAGUCUUCUGGUUGGUCUAUUUAGGUGGCUUGGAUUUAAAAGAAAAUCAAGGGGGGGGGGGGAAACAUUUUCAAAGGUCCCCUUCCUCCCAAUCUGUGAUGCCAUCCCCCCAACCCCCCCGCAAGCCUUCCUGCCCUGUGUAUUCCCUUUUGUCAGGUCUGUUGCUAUCUAUCUUUCUCUCUCAAUGGCUUUUUUAAUAUAUAUAUAUAUGUAUAUAUAAACAGAAUUAUAAAAUGGUAAAUAAAUGCUGAAAUUGGA
Messenger RNA from Sphaerodactylus townsendi, 3937 nucleotides. Its product is annotated as neural cell adhesion molecule L1-like. NCBI's taxonomy places the organism in Eukaryota, Metazoa, Chordata, Lepidosauria, Squamata, Sphaerodactylidae. Bases 1 to 1986 code for a protein of 661 amino acids. Gene Ontology annotation, biological process: cell-cell adhesion; brain development. The transcript has 16 exons. Gene Ontology annotation, molecular function: cell-cell adhesion mediator activity. The record is from RefSeq and is a predicted model, not a curated record.